Molecule: messenger RNA, 1032 nt
Organism: Podospora pseudocomata
Lineage: Eukaryota; Fungi; Ascomycota; Sordariomycetes; Sordariales; Podosporaceae
Exons: 1
Coding region: 1-1032 (343 amino acids)
Source: RefSeq, a predicted model, not a curated record
AUGCCAUGCCACCACACGUGUGCCAGCAGACGAGCAUACCUGACGCUAACUGAUCACGACAGACCGCUCAAAGCCCAAAUCGGAAUCCGUGAGGUUUGGAAAAAGGAGGAUGGCGCACUCCAAACGGCUAUCAGGAAGCUCAAAGACAUCUUGGGCCACGAGGUGGACGCUGAGCCCGAAUGGCAUCUUUUGAUCGCCGAGCUUGACUCCUAUUAUCCCGACAAACUGGACCUCGUGGCUUGCGUCACCGGGUGCGUUCUAGUAUGCGUCAAGAGCAUGAUCGAGCUUUUGGAUGGCUCUGAACACGAAGCGUGGGGGGAGCAGUUGCUGGAAAAGGUCCCCUCUCGCCUCAGGAUCUUUAUAGCCGUUGCGGACUCGGACAAGGCCGCCACGUCGUGGUCGGAGCAGCGGCGAGGGUUUGUCGUCUCUCUUCCCAAGAAACAGGCCUUUCAGCUUCAACCAACCGAAUUGUUUCCCAUCUUUCGUGGCAACCUCCUUACUUGCUUCGAUACCGACAAGAAGCAAACCGAGCUUCCGGUUCGGGAUGCCCAGGCCACCACGACACCUGGAGACGACUGGGCAGAGGUAGAGGUCAAUGUCGACGCCUCCAAGCCACGAGCAAAGGUCGAGUUUCUUCCCGACGCGGCGUCUCUACCACGCCCCGACCAGCUGUUUCUUCGACCGCCCUAUUACCUGACCAUGACGGCAAGCACCAAGAGGAUCGAGUUGCACUGCAGCCACAGCCCUACCCUUCAGUUCUUGUCGGAGUAUCUGCAACGCUGGUGUCGGGUCAAUCACCAUGAUACCACCAAUCCUCCAGCCGUCCAGAUAACGCUCCAUCAGUCUGCGUUCGGGCUGGGCGAAAUGUUCAACUCGCUCGUCCUUAGCACGGAGCACACCCGGUACACAAACGAGUUCCAAGUGACGGCACCCAUGGUUGCUGCUUUGAUCGAGGGUGUGCUGGGAUACGAGCUGUUGCCGUCACUGGGUGGUUGGAGCUUUCGGAGGGAUGUUGAGUUUAAAACGCUAUGA